GACAUUAAUUUGGAGGCUUGUAGGUUAUCGGAGGAACUAAGACGCGCUCAAGAGAAUCACCGUCCAAAUCCACUUCCACCACCCCGCAACCGAACAGCUGAACAAAGAUUGGUUAGAUCUGAAAUCAACUUAGAGUCACCGUCAGAACCAUCACCAUUUCCUGCUCAUUUGACACGUUCUGAUCAUAGUUUACCAGUGUCACGAUUGCCAAAACCUUUAUCACCUUCUGUAUCUCCGCGAAAAUUUUCUCGCUCACAAUCGCCGCAAUCUCCCCCACAAACACCGAAAUCUUCUUCACAACGCCCGAAUCGUCCUAGAAGGGCAACAGACUCUGUUGUUCCCACAAGCCCAACAUCAGCGACAUCAGAAGCCGUAAGACAAAAAAAGAUGCAAGAAUUCGAAGCCUUGAUUGCAGAUGCAAAUAAACCAAAAAAGAAGCAAACAAAUAUUCCAGUUGCAAAGAUAGCUCUUAAUAAUGUCAAUAAAACUACCAUUCGAGCGAAAGCUCAAAGACAUUCAAAUUCCUCAAUCUCUCGUACCUGGGAGAAAUGUCGAAGCGAAUACACGCAAUUUAUGGAUUCUGUCGCGCCUUCGAUUGCGGAGUCGGUCGCGGAAUCGUUUACCGUUCAUUAUCGACCUGAAGAACAUGAAGAGCUUGGAAAAGGAACGCGUGGCGAUGAUGGUGUUAUACGUGUGACUUUAACACCGGCAGUGUGUCGAUGA
This is a messenger RNA of Ambispora gerdemannii, 723 nucleotides long. Lineage: Eukaryota; Fungi; Glomeromycota; Glomeromycetes; Archaeosporales; Ambisporaceae. The record is from the annotation of a GenBank genome assembly.